Molecule: messenger RNA, 1782 nt
Organism: Selaginella moellendorffii
Lineage: Eukaryota; Viridiplantae; Streptophyta; Lycopodiopsida; Selaginellales; Selaginellaceae
Product: pentatricopeptide repeat-containing protein At4g02750
Exons: 1
Coding region: 1-1782 (593 amino acids)
Biological process (GO): RNA modification
Molecular function (GO): RNA binding; protein binding
Source: RefSeq, a predicted model, not a curated record
AUGAUCUUGCCUCGAUCGCUCCAGAACGAAAUCUCGCGGGCCAGCUACCACCAACGGACAUCCUUCGUCACGCUCCUUCGCCAGUGCGUCAGCUCCAAGAAUCUCGGCCAUGGCAGGCGCUUGCACGAGCAGAUCGUCGAUGCUGGCUUCGGCGGCGACAUCCUCCUCCAGAAUCUCCUCAUCCGGAUGUAUGGAAGCUGUGGAUGCCUCGAGGAAGCCAAGGCGGUCUUCGAUUCGAUCGGGCAGCGCGGCAAUGCCUUCUCAGGCACCGCGAUGAUUUCCGCCUAUGUGAGUCACGGCAAGCUCCCCCAGGCGCGAGAGAUCUUCGACACGAUGCGGCAACGAACCCCAGCUUCUUGGACCGCGAUGAUCACAGCCAACGCGCAGGACCGAAAUAUCGCCGAGGCCUCGAGCCUCUUCGACCAAAUGCCGGAGAAAGACCUCGUCGCCUGGACUGCGAUGCUCACGGCGCUAGCGGACAACGAUCGGCUGCGCGACGCCAGGAUCUUGUUCGAUCUCCUGCCGGAGUGGGACUCCGCGGCCUGGAACGUGAUGAUCGCGGCCUACGCCGCCGCCGAGGACCUAGAACAAUCCCAGCUCCUCUUCGCGGCUCUGCCGAUCAAGAAUGUCAUCUCCUGGACAUCGAUCAUCGCGGCGCACGGAGCCUGUGGCGAGAUCGAUCGCGCGAGGGCGAUAUUUCGGAAGAUCCCUGCGCGCACGGCCGUCUCCUGGACCGUGAUGAUCACCGCAUUAGCCAAUCUAGGGCAUUUGGACGAGGCGAGGUCCGUACUAGAGGCGAUGGGCCACCCAGACGUGCUGGCGUACAAUCUCCUCCUCACGGCCCAUCUCCGGUACGGUAGCCUCGAGCAAACAGAAUCCCUCUUUGAUGGAAUGCUGGAGAGAGACGUGGUUACCUGGAACACGAUGCUCGCGGCAUAUGCUCAGGCCGGGCAUCUUGAUCAAGCCCGGAGAUUAUUCCAGCACAUUCCCGCCAAGAACGUCGUCUCCUGGACCACGCUGCUCGUCGCGCUCUCGCAUAGCGGCAACUUGGGCGGCUCCAAGGACCUCUUUGAUCGAAUGCCCUCGAGAGAUCUCAUUGGCUGGAGCGCAGUGAUCGCGGUCUACUCCCAGAACGCGCAGCUUGCCACCGCCCUGGAGCUCUUUCUCCAGAUGCCCGACCACCGAGGAGUUCCCGCCUGGAACGUUAUAAUCUCCGGCCACGCCCAGAGCGGCCACGCCAAGCUCGGCCUCGAGCUCUUCCACCGGAUGCUCCUUCAUGGCCUGGAUCCAAACCGGAUAACUCUCACCAGCGUUCUAGCGGCUUGCUGCCACACUGGAAACUCGAAGAGCGUCCACGCCUUCUUCCUGUCCAUGACCUCCGACUUUGGCAUCCUUCCAGUCUAUGAUCACUUUCUGUGCAUGGCCAGCCAUCUCGGACGAUCCGGGCUUGUCACCCAUGCCGAGGAGCUGCUUUGCUCGAUGCCGUUCGAGCCGGAUGCCAUCGGCUGGAUCACGCUCCUGGAUGCGUGCGUGCGUCACAAGGACGUGAAGCGCGGCGAGAGAGCUGCUGAUGUCGCCACAAAACUAAGUCCCGGACGAACGGCACCUUACAUCUUGCUCUCCAACUUGUAUGCCGCGGUCGGGGACUGGGCCGGCGUUGCCAGAGUCCGGACGACGAUGAAGGAGCUCGGAAUCGGUACCCAAGAUCCAAAACAAACUUCUUCUUCCUCUUCUUCGUCCUCCAUGGAUUUCCUCCCCAAUCGAGAACUUGUGUUGCACUGA